Molecule: messenger RNA, 5563 nt
Organism: Harpia harpyja (harpy eagle)
Lineage: Eukaryota; Metazoa; Chordata; Aves; Accipitriformes; Accipitridae
Gene: EFR3B
Product: EFR3 homolog B
Exons: 23
Coding region: 90-2630 (846 amino acids)
Biological process (GO): protein localization to plasma membrane
Cellular component (GO): plasma membrane
Source: RefSeq, a predicted model, not a curated record
AUGCUGCCGCUGGGCCGGCACCGGCUACUGCUUGGCAAGGAAGAGAGCGAUACCCGGCACCCCGAGCCCCCCGGUUUGCUCCGAACGUGAUGGCUUUGACAACGUGGGCUCUUGGCCCCGCUCUGCGGCUCUGUGCCGCUGGCCCUGCCUGCUCCUGGGAGAUGCUGCACGUGGCCGGAGCAGGUGUGUGCGGCUGCUGCGGUGCCCUGCGUCCUCGCUACAAAAGACUCGUCGACAACAUCUUCCCUGAGGACCCAGAGGAUGGUCUGGUGAAGACCAACAUGGAGAAGCUGACAUUUUACGCUCUGUCUGCCCCAGAGAAGCUGGAUCGCAUCGGUGCCUACCUCUCUGAGCGGCUAAUCCGAGAUGUGAGCCGGCAUCGAUAUGGGUACGUGUGUAUUGCCAUGGAGGCACUGGACCAGCUCCUCAUGGCCUGCCACUGCCAGAGCAUCAACCUCUUUGUGGAGAGCUUCCUGAAGAUGGUGGCGAAGCUGCUGGAGUCAGAGAAGCCCAACCUGCAGAUCCUGGGGACCAACUCGUUCGUGAAGUUUGCCAACAUCGAAGAGGACACCCCAUCUUACCACCGCAGCUACGACUUCUUUGUCUCCCGCUUCAGCGAGAUGUGCCACUCCAGCCACGACGACCUCGACGUCCGGACGAAGAUCCGGAUGUCUGGCAUUAAAGGCCUGCAAGGAGUGGUGAGGAAGACGGUGAACGACGAACUGCAAGCCAACAUCUGGGACCCACAGCACAUGGACAAAAUCGUGCCCUCACUGCUCUUCAACUUACAGCAUGUAGAGGAGGCCGAAAGCCGCUCCCCCUCCCCGCUGCAAGCCACCGAGAAGGAGAAGGAGAGUCCUACGGAGCUGGCGGAGAGGUGUCUGCGGGAGCUGCUGGGCCGAGCGGCGUACGGCAACAUCAAGAACGCCAUCAAACCCGUACUCAUCCACCUGGAUAACCACUCACUCUGGGAGCCGAAGAUCUUUGCCACUUGCUGCUUCAGGAUCAUCAUGUACUCGAUCCAGCCGCAGCACUCCCAUCUCGUGAUCCAGCAGCUCCUGGGGCACCUGGAUGCCAACAGCAAGAGUGCGGCCACCGUGCGCGCAGGCAUCGUGGAGGUCCUCUCGGAGGCAGCAGUGAUCGCAGCCUCCGGAUCUGUUGGCCCCACGGUGCUGGAGGUGUUUAACACCCUGCUGAGGCAGCUGCGGCUCAGCAUCGACUACGCGCUGACGGGGAGCUACGACUGCGCUGCCGGCGUCAGCACCAAGAUCAUCAAGGAGCACGAGGAGAGGAUGUUCCAGGAGGCCGUCAUUAAAACCAUAGGGUCCUUCGCCAGCACGCUGCCCACCUACCAGCAGUCUGAGGUGAUGGUCUUCAUCAUGAACAAGGUGCCGCUGCCCUCCUCGCAGCAGUCCAUCGAGGCUGGCAAAGCUGGGGAGAACCGGAAUCGGCUGACACAGAUAAUGCUCCUGAAGUCCCUCCUCCAGGUCUCUGUGGGCUUCCAGUGCAGUAACAUGCUCACGGCACUUCCCAGCGCCUUCCUGGACAGGCUGCUCUCCGCAGCCCUCAUGGAAGAUGCUGAGAUCCGCCUCUUUGUCCUUGAGAUCCUCAUCAGCUUCAUCGAUCGCCAUGGGAACCGGCAGAAAUUCUCCACCAUCAGCACCAUCAGCGACAUCUCGGUCCUGAAGCUGAAAGUGGACAAAUGCUCGCGCCAAGAUACUGUCUUCAUGAAGAAGCAUGGCCAGCAGCUCUACCGGCACAUCUACCUGAUAUGCAAGGAGGAGAGCAAUGUGCAGGCUCACUAUGAGGCUCUCUACAGCAUGCUGAUGCUCAUCAGCAUCGAGCUGGCUAACGAGGAGGUCGUGGUGGACCUCAUCCGCCUGGUGCUGGCCGUGCAGGAGAUUGCCCAGAUCAACGAGGAUAACUUGACAGCGUACAACCGCUGUGCGCUCUUUGCCCUCGGUGCAGCUUACCUGAACCUCAUCAGCCAGCUCACCACCGUGCCCACCUUCUGCCAGCACAUCCACGAGGUCAUCCAGAUGCGGCAGAAGGAAGCUCCCUAUCUGCUCCCUGAAGAUGUGUUUGUGGAGAGACCCAGGUUGAGCAAAAGCCUUGACCGCCUGGGCCCGGAGGUCUUCUUCUGGCAGAGCAAGAUCAGCGAGGUGCUGGGCGGCAGCGGCUACAAUUCGGACCGGCUGAGCACACCCUACAUCCCCCAGCUGACGGAUGAAGAUCGCUUGUCCAAGAGGAAGAGCAUUGGUGAGACCAUUUCCCUACAGGUUGAGGUGGAGUCGAGAAACAGUCCUGAGCGAGAGCAGAGAGCACCAGCAGAAGAGAUCACAUACGAGACGCUGAAGAAGGCGAUAGUAGACAGCGUCGCCGUGGAGGAGCAGGAGCGGGAACGGAGGCGGCAAGUGGUGGAGAAAUUUCAGAAAGCCCCAUUCGAGGAGAUCGCCGCCCACUGCGGUGCCCGGGCGACGCUGCUGCAGAGCAAGCUCAACCAGAUCUUCGAGAUCACCAUACGGCCACCGCCAAGCCCCUCCGGCACCAUCACAGCUGCCUACGGCCAGCCCCAAAACCACUCCAUCCCGGUGUAUGAGAUGAAGUUCCCAGACCUGUGCGUGUAUUGAGGGCGGCUGUGCUGGUAGGGCAAAGCCACCACCGCACAGCUCGCACCGAAGGACCUCCUGGGGAGAGACUGCUGACCCUGUGGGGAGCGCAUCCUCGUGCAGGACGGGUGGGGACACGGACACCGAGGUCACCCCAAGAUUCAUUGGCACCACAAACCCGUCUCCCGUACUUUAUUUUGUGACCCUCUGCCUCCGCAACCACGUUUCGCAGCGGUUGGUGGUGCAGGAGGCUCAGGGCACAGCGGCGCGGGGAGGUGGGUGUUUGCUGUGACCUCCCUUUCUGGUUUUGUUUUUCGGGAAGGGGAGAGGAGAUGCUCUGGCUCCGGGCAGAGCACGUUGGGUAUGUACAUCUUCCCAGCAUAAAGCAAAUCUGGUCCCUGGGGAAUCCCUCCCCGCAUCAUCUAUCGGCCACGUCAAGAGCCCCAGCAAGGGGCAGGGCUGAAGCUGGAGGGUGUAAAAGGCAGGAGGGGGUCUGGGGUGCAGCGUGCCGGAGCCUGGGGCAACCGCAAAACCAAAGCCUCCUCGAGCUGGUGCUUGAGGCAGGUUGCUAGAGGGGGGGACAGUCCCCACGCCCAGCUCCUGGCCUGUGAGCCUGCAUCUCCCCAUAGCCCCCUCGUUGCGUGGCAAAUUCCCCAGGGCGCUUCACGGUGCCCCGAUGCCCUGGACGGACGGCUUGCCCGGUGCAGCACGAGGGUGGCGAUCGUCUCAGCCCAAUGUGGGGGCACGCAGCAGCCUGGCUGGUUCCAGGUCACUUGAAAACACAAUUUCUUUGGGAAAACCCACUUUUUGGGGGAAAAAAACCCACAAGAGCUGUGCCUCUCACCCGGGUCACCGGCAGGCUGCUCGCGGGGGGCUGGUGCGACUGAGCGCACAGGCAGCGUGCCCGGGCAUGCAGUGGGGUGCCUGGGGCGGUGACACGAGGCACGAGCAACCACCAUGCUGGGGAAUAUUAACACAUUAACCCACUGUUUUCAUACUUUUGGGUCGGGUUUUCACAGUUUUGGGGUUCCUGUCUCAAAGAGAGAAUUUUUUUGUUUUGGUUUUUUAAGCAGAAUCACUUUGACAAAGCCCAGUCUUAAAUCAGCUGAGCCAUAAUCACAAAGAAAUCCCAGUACUGCAGGAAAUAGCUGCGAUAAGAGGUGUUUUAGAGGAUACACCCUGCAGACCCUGCAUCUGGCGGGCCGUGGAUCGCACCUCUUCUUGUGCAAUAGGAUAAAACUGGAUUUGGGCUGGGGGAGAUGAGCCUAUCGAAAGUUUUGCUUUAGACACACGUGGUAGAAAAAUUCUGGGUCCUACCAAACCAAAACUGCAAGGUGAAGACAGUAGGGACGGGGGGGAAAGGUCACUUGGGGGUAUUCAGUUGUUCGCAGGGGGUAUUCAGUCAUUUGCAGGAGGUGUUCAAUCAUUCACAGGGUCUCUCUUGCUCCCAAAUGCCUUUCGAGUAUCGGUGCACUAAGGCUGUUCACAAGGCGAGCUUGGGCACGCUUCGCAGUCGGGUGGCCUGCAGCUUCCCCACCAUUGCCAUCCGAGCAGCCUGGGGGUCCCUGGGGGUCUCUCCUGCGAGCUCGGGCAGCCCCUUCCCCUCCGGCCAGACACCCUGCUUCUGUCUUCUUUGCCACGUGAAGAGACACAGCUUUAGACAGCUGGAGACGUGGGAGCUGCUUCUGCACAUCGGGGAGGGACAGCAGGUAAAGGCAGCCGCUCGGCGUUCGCGCCGGCUCUGCCCGUGCCCUGCUGGGUUGCUUCAGCCACGACCUGUUUCUCUGCCACCUCUUGCUGCAGAUCUUCAGGCAGUUAUUUUAAGCUUGUAAUUACACUUUACCAUCCCCCUUUUUUUUUUUUUCCUCGGUGGCGGAUACAGUUCGCAGUUGCCCCAAGGUCACCACUUGUUUGUGUGGUCAUGCUGUAAUCUGGGCUUAGGAAAUGAUCUAGCUUAAGAGGACAGGAAAAACAAGGGUUUAUUUUAGUCCCUGGGCUGGAUCACAGUGCUGCCCCACUCCCAGUGUGGCUCUGCCAGUCCCAGUCCUGCCCAGUGCCCGAGCCUCUCCCUUUGCUGCUGCCUCUCCUCAGGGUCCCCGUGUGUCUCCAUCCCCUGUCCCCAAGCCCUUUUUGCUCCCCGGGUUACGCCUGGUCCCGCUGGAGCCUGAGUUUUGGCUGGGACAGGUUUUGGGGUCGGCAGCAGGAACGUGAAGCAGGCUGCUUGGAGAAGAAUUGUUUGCUUUUGUGGCUGUUUUAAUGAAAAGCACUAAAAUUUUUAACAAAACGCAGUAGGAAAAGCAAUUAACCCCCAAAUUGUGUGUCCACAGGAAAAACACCUCCAAAACUCUUCAAAACCACAACGAAGGUGGGAAGAUGAGCACAAGGUUUGCUCACGCUGAAGGAGGGGAGCCACAGGGACAGCACGGGGCACAUCUUGGGGUGCCCAUCAUCCUUUUUGGGGCAAAAAAUACCCCCGGCCUCUGCUCCCAGGCGUUGGACUGCGGGUUAUCCCUGCGGAGCAGCCCCCGGUCCCUCCAGUCCCGAUGCUUUUCCCUUGCUCUGCUCCAUGGGACCCUGCAGCGGGGCCGGGGCCAUCACCUCCCAGCCGUCUGCAUCCCCCAGCAUGUCUCACCGCUGCCCCUCCGCAUUUUGGGACCCAAACUCCACCUGUAAAUGUUCCCCCCAGACACACACACGGUGUAAGUGACCUGUUUGUACAUCACGUUUAGUUUAGAUAUUUGUGUACGUAUAGAUGACAAAGUAUAUUUCUAUAAAGUCGUCAGUUUAGGUGCAUGUGUGCAUUUCCAUCUCUGUAUUUCGGAGCACUGUGGUGUUUCCAUGUGUAGCCGAGGGCAGGGGGUGAGUGGGUUGUUAAAAGGGCCAAGAAGCCGUUGAUAUUUUCAAAUGCACCGUCUUAAUGCCCUUUUCAAAUAAAUGUUGAUGUUGCCACCUUA